Messenger RNA from Cryptomeria japonica (Japanese cedar), 1401 nucleotides. RefSeq names its product adenylate-forming reductase 03009-like. The transcript has a single exon. Bases 1 to 1401 code for a protein of 466 amino acids. The record is from RefSeq and is a predicted model, not a curated record. Lineage: Eukaryota; Viridiplantae; Streptophyta; Pinopsida; Cupressales; Cupressaceae.
AUGGCUAAUUUCGAAAAGUCCCCAGGAUGUCACGAUGUAUCCGUCGAAAUACAAAGUGCUAAGGCAUCUGCACAUCAUUUGCUCAAUAAAACCCUAACUUUCAAAGUUUGGGUGAAGCGUUCCAACUCCAUUAAUAAGGUUCUUACAAGCGAUGAAUCCGUUAUCUAUCAGAAAUCAGAAAGAAAUGGAUCCAGCGGUCAUUUAUAUGAUUUGGAUAUUGAAGCCAAUGAUGGUGAUAUAGAGCAACACGCCGAACAUGAGCUAAUACUUACCGUUUACAGGCGUCUAUUCCUUCUCUCCUUUGCUUUCAAUUUGACUGCACUCAUUUUGGCUGUAACCGGCCAAUUUCCAUACGCUGAGAAAGAAGCUGCUCUCUUUUCAGUUGGGAAUAUUCUAGCAUUGGUGUUGUGGCGCAAUGAAGCCUUUCUGAGAUGUGUGUUCUGGUUGGCGGUGAAGGUGUUGGGAAGGUCAUGGGUUCCACUCCCUCUCAAGACCGCCACAACAUCGUUCCUUCAGUCCGUAGGAGGAAUCCACAGCGGCUGCGGCAUUUCCUCUAUCAUGUGGUUGAGUUAUUCCCUCGUGCAAAACCUGAACCAUCCUGAGACCACCUCCCCGGAGAUGAGAGGCCUGGCAUCGCUCAUUCUGGGACUCCUUCUGAUAAGCUCCGUCGCAGCAUUCCCUCUCGUCCGACUGGUCUCCGAAAGGUUCCACCGUUUCACCGGCUUGUGUGCUCUCGCUUUGCUUUGGGUUUUCGUCAUACUCUCUGCAGCUUACAUUCCUGCCGAGAAAUCCUACCGGCUACGUGGCUCAGCUCUUGCCAAGAAGCAGGAUUUCUGGUUUACUUUAUUCAUUACAUUUCUCAUAAUCCUGCUGUGGCUGACUGUGAGGAGAGUGCCGGUGCAAGUAUCCGGUGACCCCAGUUUAAUAAAUGAGCAUAUGAUGUUCGCGGGUGCGGUCGGAGAUAUAAACAAAAGCUUGGUAUCUGAUCCGGCAAAAUAUCUGUAUACUUCUUGUGCUCAAUUCACAGGGCUGCCAUAUCUGAUAAACAUGUACAACAAAGUGGUAGUGGUGGCCAAAGGCUCGGGCAUCUGUGUGUUUUUGUCGUUCAUGCUGGAGCCUUGUCCAACUGAGGUUUAUGUCAUUUGGGUGGCCACAGCGAUAGAGAAAAACUUUGGAGACGAUAUUGUGAAAAAGAUUAAAAGCUACCCUUCUGAAAAGAUGAUAAUUCACGACACGGCUUUUUCUGGUCGUCCAAACGUGCCGCAGAUGACAGUAGAGGCAGUGAGAAAAUGGGGAGCAGAAGUGGCAAUAGUGAAUAGUAAUCUGAGCGAAAGCAGAGACGUGGUCAAUGGAUGUAAAGCCGCGAGAAUUCCAGCUUUUGGUACAAUCUGGGAUUCUUGA